Molecule: messenger RNA, 2321 nt
Organism: Wasmannia auropunctata (little fire ant)
Lineage: Eukaryota; Metazoa; Arthropoda; Insecta; Hymenoptera; Formicidae
Gene: hd
Product: protein downstream neighbor of son homolog
Exons: 7
Coding region: 155-1918 (587 amino acids)
Biological process (GO): nuclear DNA replication
Cellular component (GO): nucleus
Source: RefSeq, a predicted model, not a curated record
CCAGCGCAACAGCUGUGAAGAAUGUGUUGUGUAUAAUGGUAUAUACAACAUACGAUAUAUCGCGUUUCUAACCUCAUUUUUUAGCAGAUGACAAAAUUUACGUUAAUAAUCAAUCCGUAUUGACGAGUGAUUAGCAAAUAAUAAAAAGCGCAACAUGUCGAAUUUAACUAUACAUACGCCAAUGGCAGAAUCUGAAAAUGCAAAUACACUGGAGUGGACACGUCCUGAUCAAGUAAUGCAAUUGCAUCGUAUGAAAUUAAAGAAACGUGCACUUCAAGCGCGUAUAAAUAAAACGACUAUUAAUACUAGCACUCAGCAAACAACUACGAAUUUAGAUGGCCUUAACUCUAGUAAUAAUUUACUGCACCGUAUAUCUUACUGCCAAAAGCGCAAGAAUCCGUUUGCGAUCAAUGAAACAUAUAAGAAACAAAAGAAUAUAACGAAAGCCGGAAUAGAAAUCAGUAACGACACUACUUUGUUCGAAUUAUUAAAUAUUGAUGUUCAACGGGAGAAGCCAACGGUGGAUUCGUCUAUGAAAGACUCCUUAACUUUCAUUAACGUCCUUUCAAAACUGGAAUCAAGUAAUCAGAUUUCAGACGCAAAUGUUCCAAAGGGUGCAAAGUAUAUUCCUAUAGAUUGGACAUUGAAAACAAAAAUGAGGUUUAUGUCUCCGAAGCCUUUUCCAUGGAACUGCAAACUCAAAACGAGCGAAGAGGCAUCAGGUACCACAGGAUUUGUGAGAUGUUUAAACAUUGGAGAAAAAGAGACAACUUUGGAUACUAGUCCAAACGCAAGAUUUCAUCAAUGUUGCUUGAUAUGGCAACAUCCUUCUUUACCAUGGUUAGAGUUAUUUCCUCGCUCUGCUGGCAAAGUGAGCGCAUCUCUCGCAAAUAAUGCAUUGAUAGUAAACAAUCAAAAUAUGAAAGAUGCAUUGUACCGAGAAUGGGGUGAUAGUUUCAGAUCUCUAUUUCAUUUAUUGCGAGCAAGGCAAUGUCCGUACUUUUAUGUGUGUGCAAACACAUUUACAGUGCUCUUUCGUGCCGCUGGCAUCUGCGGACUGUCGGAGAUUCAUGCUCUUGUUACACCCACAACACGUGGAUUCCGUCAGUCAUUAAAACAAGAAGAAAUAGAAUACUCUAUGCCUUUAAGAAAGGAUUCUAAAAGACGAUCUGACAUAACAGACUCUGACUCUAAGACUGUAGAUACUGUAUCUAAUACUGCGGAUUGUCAGCAAGAGAGUGACAAUUAUGAAAAAGAAGAAGAUGAUGAUGAUGACGAUGAAACUCAAGACGCAUGGCUCGAAAGCCUUGGAGUGGAAAAUUCAGAAAUUAAAAAAAUUAAUCACUCACAGGCGAGAAUGACUUUGGAGAAAGAAAGCGAAGUGGAUAACUUGAAGCAGUCUCUCGUGUUCGUAAGGGGUGUGGAGACGCAGGCGUUGUUUAACUUCCUACUUAAUUGUAAAUCAGCUAUCGCGGCGACCGGUACGUUAGCCGGUGUUUCUCCUACACUUCUGGCUCCGACGGCUUUCCACGGUGCUACGUUAAAACCGCUCAAGGUUCGAGAAAGCGUAGUGCGUGACAAUAACGACAGGUAUUAUUCUCUCGAAUUGAAAGGCCCCCUUUUGCCACAUGUGUUGCCUUCUCUCUGUCACUUGAUGAAAUCCAGUCAAUUGGAGCAGUAUUCGGUAAGCUGCGCGCAGUUGGCCCCAACAACUUCGUUUUCCGCAGCGAGGCACGGCCACGCAAUUGGAGAAGAUCACACGCGAGGAGAAGUACCGCCUAACAUUUUUGGGCAAGAAAAUUUGAGCGAUUGUGGAUUCAAUGAAGAAUUAUUGAGCCACUUUUGCAGUCCUGACCCGGCCAGGAUAGAAAUUUUAGAUAGCCUUAAGUUUUUUAACGGACUAUACACAUGGUCGUGAUCAUCGCGUACAAAUAUACAGAUUAGAUACAAAUGUGGCACCUCUAAGUACAGAUCUUUGUGCUCGUAAUGAUUAAUUAAAAAUAAAAACGCAGUCAAUUUUUCUUGUCCUAAACGUUAGGGCAAUGUUACAUCGCUGGCGACACGUAAUGUUCGAUAACGAAAUAUCGUUAUACUUGUGAAAAUAGGGAUCUAAUGUCAUCUAAUAUGACUAACGUUUAAUGUAUAUGACGAAUGUUUAAUAACUACAUGAUUACUUGCAUACAAAAAUCGCCAUUGUAAAAUUUAAUUUUUUAUUGAUGUGUAAUUUAAUAUGCUGUAAUUUAAAUUGCGAAAUGUAUAUAUAUCAUGUGAAAUAAGACUAUGAACAUUAUCGAUAUCAGGUAAAGACAUUUUCAUUUAAA